This is a messenger RNA of Onychostoma macrolepis, 3734 nucleotides long. RefSeq names its product solute carrier family 12 member 10, tandem duplicate 3 (gene slc12a10.3). Bases 143 to 3139 code for a protein of 998 amino acids. Gene Ontology annotation, biological process: cell volume homeostasis; chloride ion homeostasis; chloride transmembrane transport. The record is from RefSeq and is a predicted model, not a curated record. Gene Ontology annotation, cellular component: membrane. Gene Ontology annotation, molecular function: sodium:potassium:chloride symporter activity. Lineage: Eukaryota; Metazoa; Chordata; Actinopteri; Cypriniformes; Cyprinidae. The transcript is spliced from 26 exons.
GUCAAGUCCACACGGCUCGCUGAAAUAUGCUGUGAUUGCCAGAUGUGAUUUCUGUGCAUCUGAGGGAUCAUUUUGUGAUCUUCACAAGGAUUAACGCAGGAAGGUAAGGAAAUUCACAGGCAAAAGUCCCAAAGAAUCCGCCAUGGCCAGAUAUGUUGCACGUAUCAGAAACUUCAUCCCAGGAGUUCGGCAUUCGGACAGCAACAUCCCGCCUCAAGGAGUUACUCUGGAUAUGGGGGAGGUUGAUUAUGGGAAAGAGAAGGACAAGAGAAAAAUGUCAUUCUACAAUCCGCUGGACCCCUUGCCAAAAUAUGACUUUUAUGCCAAAGACACUUGGUCGGGACGUAUAAAAAGCACCAGACCAUCACUGGAUGUUCUACGCAAACCACCGGACCCCGAUGAUCUUCCUCCACCACCAGAGGAAGAUGGACGGCCCAAAGUCAAGCUUGUUCGCUUUGGAUGGGUUCUGGGAGUCCUGAUCCGCUGUAUGUUGAACAUUUGGGGAGUCAUUAUGUAUCUGAGACUGCCGUGGAUCACAUCUCAAGCUGGAAUCAUUCUGACCUACGUCAUUAUCUGCAUGUCUGUCACCAUCACAACAAUUACAGCAACCUCAGUGUCUGCAAUCUCCACCAACGGGAAGGUCUUCUCUGGUGGCACGUACUUCAUGAUCUCUCGGAGUCUGGGUCCGGAGCUCGGAGCGCCCAUUGGUUUGCUCUUUGCAUUCGCCAACGCUCUCGCCUGUUCACUCAACACGGUGGGCUUCGCUGAGACCGUCAGAGAUGUUCUUAAAGACAAUAACGCUCAGAUGGUGGACGAUGUCAAUGAUGUGAGGAUCAUUGGGACGAUUACUGUCAUCCUCCUCCUCUGCAUCACAUUUGCUGGCAUGGCUUGGGAGGCGAAGGCUCAGAUCCUGUUCUUCAUCGCACUCUUGCUCUCCUUAGCUAAUUAUUUUGCGGGGACGGUCAUUCCCCCUAGCACAGAGAAGCAGGCUAUGGGAUUUUUUGGCUAUCGUGCUGAGAUUUUCGUUGAGAAUCUGCUGCCUUCCUUCCGAGGCAAAGAUGGAUCUUUCUUCAGGAUGUUUUCCAUCUUCUUCCCUUCUGCCACAGGAAUCCUGUCUGGAGUCAACAUCUGUGGAGAUCUCAAGGAUCCAUCGGGUGGGAUUCCUAAAGGGACCCUGCUGGCCAUAUUCUGGACCACCUUGAGCUAUUUAUUGAUCUCAAUCACAUGUGCUGCAAGUGUUGUAAGAGAUGCCUCUGGUAGUCUGAACGAUAGUUUAGCGCUCAAUUCUUCGAUCCACUGCAGUGGUUUGGGCUGUAAAUUAGGCUGGAAUUUUGAUCAGUGUGAGCAGAACCACACAUGUAGCUUUGGACUGGCAAACCAUUUCCAGAUUCUUGCCGUAGUUUCAGGAUCUGGCCAUUUGAUCACCAUCGGGAUCUUUGCCGCCACCUUGUCGUCAGCGCUGGGUUUCUUGGUGUCUGCUCCUAAAAUUUUCCAGUGCUUGUGUAAGGAUAACAUCUACCCCUAUAUCGGCUUCUUCGGAAAAGGUUACGGGAAAAACAACGAACCUCUGCGAGGCUACAUGCUCAUGUUCACCAUCGCUUUGGCUUUCAUCCUCAUUGGUGACCUGAACACAAUUGCUCCUCUGAUCUCCAACUUCUUCCUCUGCUCUUACGGUCUCAUCAACUUCAGCACCUUCCAUGCGUCGAUCACCCAAUCACCCGGUUGGCGGCCACAGUAUCAAUACUUUUCUCCAUGGACGUCUCUGUUUGCUGCAGUCUUGUCUUUCCUCCUCAUGUUUUUGUUCACGUGGUGGGCCGCUCUUGUCACUUUUGCUAUCGUGCUCUGCCUCUUAGGCUACGUCACCUAUAAAAAACCUCAUGUGAACUGGGGCACGUCUUAUCAGGCGGGUUUCUACAACAUGGCUUUGUCCUUCUCGAUGUCUCUGACUGGUGUUGAAGACCACGUCAAAAACUUCAGGCCUCAGUGUCUCGUUCUGACCGGUCCUCCUAACGUUCGUCCUGCUCUGGUGGACUUUGUGGGGACUUUCACUAAAAACAUCAGCCUGAUGAUCUGUGGGAACAUUAUCAUGGAGGAUGAGAAGUCCAGUUUCCCGCAGCACAGCACCGAUAUGCUGGUGGACUGGCUCAAUCAGAGGAAAGUUCGUUCUUUCUACACGUCCUUCACCGCUGACAAUCUGAAAGAGGGCACACAUAAUCUCAUGCAGGCUUCAGGUCUCGGUAAACUGAAGCCCAACACUCUGGUUUUGGGAUACAAGGUGAACUGGCAAGAAUGUAAACCGGAGAGCUUACAGGACUACGUCAACACCAUCAGCGACGCAUUCGACUCCAGCUACGGCAUCACUGUUCUGAGAAUGAUGGACGGAUUGGACAUAACGGCUGAUUUGCACAGCGCAGGCAGAUCAUCAUCUGCUAUUGAUAACCCGGCAUUCGACGCAGAUGACAUCCCGCCGUGUGAAAAGGACGAGACCGACCGGAAUUCAGAUAUUUCUGAUGAUGGCUCAAAUGAGCAGGUCAGAACGGUGUUUCAGACGAAACAGGGCAGGAAGAGCAUCGACAUCUACUGGAUCUCUGAUGAUGGAGGUCUGACUCUUUUAGUGCCGUAUUUGUUGACCAGAAGAAACCGCUGGAAAAAGAGCAAACUCAGAGUUUUUAUCUUAGGAGGCCGAGAAACCAUGGAGGAAGACCGCAAAGACAUGAAGAUGCUGUUAAAGAGAUUCCGGCUGGAGAUCGAGGACAUCGUCGUGAUAACAGACGUGGAUAAAACUCCUCUGGCGAAAAAUUUGCAGCGGUACGAGGAAACCAUCGCCCCCUUCAGGCUGAGUGAGGAACAGGCCGGAGGAGACGUACAGGAGCUCAAGAGACUGAGUCCAUGGAAAGUGUCCAGCAAAGACCUGGAGGUCAUGAAACCAAAGGUGGAGAGGACAGUGAGACUAAAUGAGAUAAUCAAGAAGAACUCAAUUCAUGCUGCUCUGGUUCUAAUUUCUCUUCCGGUCCCUGAUAUCACCUGUCCUAGUUCUCUCUAUAUGGCCUGGCUGGACGCUCUGAGCUACGGCAUCCACUGCCCCGUCCUGCUCAUACGAGGAAACCAGGAGAACGUCAUGACCUUCUACUGUCAGUAAAUGUGACCGUUCAUCAUUAAAUGCAUCUAUCACUGCGUGGAAAGCUCAGCUGCUGUCAGUUUGAAUCAUGUAAAGAUGUCGAACCUGUCGAUCUGAAAUGAGCUGCUUACUCCUCUUGUUCAGUGGCUGUGGAUGUAUGUUUAUUUCACACGUUCUUAUGUCUGUUUAAUGUGUUUGAUGAUACAGGUUAAUGAUUCAGCUAGAGAGGAUAGAAUAGAAAUGGGAAAGCCAUUCACUUGAGGGUAGAAGUUUAACGCAAUUUAAACAAGACACAAUUAUAAUAUUAUAAAAUAAGUUUAUUUGUUCAUGCUUUGUAAAAUUACAUUUCAUUGACCAAAACAUUAUAACCAAUAAUUUAGUAUGUUACAUUUUGACUGAAUAUAAAUACUAGAUUAUGAUGAAUUACGUAUGUUUUGAUCUGCUUUUCAAUGUGAAAAAUACAAUUUAGCACAAUGACGAACAUCUCAACUUUCAUUGUCUCAUUACACCAAGUAUAAAACGUUAUAAAAGCUGUUCAAUCACAUGAAAUAAACAAUUAAGCAUCACAACAUAUACAGAAUAUAUUCCAGCUGAAAUAAACACAGAUUUCAUUGAG